Molecule: messenger RNA, 1893 nt
Organism: Cercospora beticola
Lineage: Eukaryota; Fungi; Ascomycota; Dothideomycetes; Mycosphaerellales; Mycosphaerellaceae
Source: RefSeq, a predicted model, not a curated record
AUGAUUUCCGCUCCUCUCGAGCUCACGCAGGCCGUGAAGCCAGCAGACACAGCAAAGGUGCUUGUCAAGCAGAAGUCUCUUAAAUCACCUCCUCCCGCCUCAUGUAAACCACAGCUCCUCUCCCCAACACAGAAACCCACCCGGCCUCUCGUGGAGUCUCCCUCCGCAGACCGCCGCCACUCCCUCGAACUGAUCCGCAACAUGUGCCUCGAGAUCGACUCUUUUCUCAACGACGUGAAAGAUCACGGAUAUGUCUUGCAUGCUGACGAGUCAAAGAUUGCCGACCGAUUAGAAGAGCUCGAACAUCACGAGCAUAUUCUCUCGCCAAUUGCCGAGACACCUGAAGUGCCCGGAGGUUUCAAUCCUCUAACGCUGACGUAUAGUCUACCGAAAGCGAAUCUUGCGACGAAGCCGUAUAUGUCUGUGUCGUUGGCAGAGAGAAAGUUGGAACUUCCGGUGAAGAACCCGGCGAGGGAGCGACCGACGAAUGUUUGGAGGAAUUUGGGUUCGAGGAAGUAUUUGUUUGUUGAUGAGGGGAGGGUUGUGCCUCAAUGGUAUACCCCUUCUCCCCCAUGUCUGCCCUUCCUUUCCACAUCCACAUCUGCCCUUCACGGCAGCAUGGCCGCCAACGAUGCGGUUAAAGAGGCGCCAUCCGCCUAUGGCUUGCCCUCCCCUUACAACCCGCAAGGAACCAACAUGGCGGGCAUCGCGACAGCCACAGCAGUAAACACAGUUUCGAUGUGGCCGGUCACCACGAUCGGCACAUCGACCUCCUAUGUGCCUAUCCCAACAAACUGUUGGGUGGUGGGCAUGGAAACAAAGUGUGUUCCAAAUCCGCCUCCUCCUCCGGCAGCGGUUGCUUCAACACCAGCUCCUGCAAUCGAGACCACGACAGCAACAGCGGUACUUACACUCACGUCGCAUGGAACGACGAAGCCUUCGGCAACGGGCACCUCUUCUGGUUCGGAAGCUUCUUCAACACAGUCGAUGAAUCCCAGCUCGAUCACCCCAUCUUCAACCACCCCGCCACUCCCAGGCUUCACAGGAACUCCAGACGAAGGAGACUCAAGCGCUCGAUCGCGUCAAAUUGGCGUCGCUCUAGGAAUAUCGUUCGCUCUUCUCCUCGCCUUUCUCCUGAUCUGGGCUUUCUUCGCUUGGAAAAACAAGCUCUGGCCUUUCAGAAAACCAGACGCUAGUAAUGAAGAAGCAGCAUUCCCCAUGGAAAAGAUCGAUCGCAACAACGACGCUCACUUGACUGGCGGCGCAGCAGUCUUUCCCAGACGAAAGUCCUUGCGACCACAAUCCCAGUCUUCCUCAACUCGAAUCCGGCCACCAUCUUCGACGUAUUCACAAGAUCUCAAUCUCGAGAAGCGAAACGAAGCUCCCUAUGAAGCUUGGACCGAUACGAUGAGUAAUGCCAGUCGAAACCAACCGCAGGCUACCAGAGACUUCAUCGAUGGCAGGGGUUCAGGGAUUGAAGAUCAGUCUCCGACGUCAGGACACAGACCUUUCUCCGGAAGCAGCUUCGCAAGUCUCUACGAUCCGAUGCCUCCAACACCUCCACCGACCAGUCCUCUUCCUCCCAUUCCACUCGCAGCAGCUCUUCGCCAGCCGUUGACAGAGCGCCAGCGACGAAGCAUGAUCUACAGGUCGAACUUCCCAGACAGUCCAGUGAUUGCGCAAGAAAGGGGAUUUGAUCAGGGACCUUAUCAGAAUGGGAUCCUCAACAACGACGCCAUGGAAAGUCAUUGGAGUUUGCAGAGGAUGGGAACUCCAUCGCCUGUAGAUGGGCCGUUUGAUGAGGACAUGAAGGUCCCGGGAAGUCCACUUGAUCGAGUCACGGGGUUCGAGUAUCUGUACUCGAUGCCGAAGCAUAGAGACAGUAGAGCUUGA